CUCAGAAAAUGAAAUCAGCUUGUUGCUGAAUGUCUUUCAGUACGAAAGUUGUCGUGGAGGGAUAAGGACAAGACUUACUUUGAAGACAGAAAGCGACCGACUACAUUCGAGGCAAGAUAACAGCAAUUAGUUACGUCGAAGGACAUAUCAGCUGGCGAGAUUGACCAUCACAGGGAAUGCACACAUUGAGAUCCUCCAGAGUCAAUAAAGGCAGGGAUGUCGAACAUUUGGGCCAGAAUAUGGAACCACAGUUUUCACAUGCUCUUUCAGUGGAUAUGAUGUUGUUUGGUUUUUUCCUGGUUUUUCUUUGGGAUUUCAUUAGUCUGUGGAAACUGUUCCUGUUGCGCCGUUGUUUCUUCCAAGGCUGUGCUGUGAGAAAAGACGGUUCUUACCUUUCUGCAGAUUAUCACUGAGGCUUCUGAUGGACGAUGAUGAAGACGACGUGUUCCAGCCCAUUCUCAGAUGGAACACCACCUUCCGAGAGAUAAAGUACGAGGACAGGGGUACGCAGACGCCCAGCCCUGCCCUGGGACAAGACGACAGCAUGCUACCCUGCGGCGUGGCCCACGAGCCUCGGAGAUUGUUCUAUGGUAACGCGGGCUUUCGGCUGCACUUCCCGGCGCUGUUUGAGCACGGUGGAGAGCAGGAGCGAGCGGAGGAAGAGGAGGAGUUCGGGGCGGCGGAACGGCUGGAGGAGCGGCCUGCGGCGCUGAGCGCUGAGGUCCAGAUCGGCCAGAAGCUCCAGAUGAUCGGAGACCAGUUCCACCAAGACCACCUCCAUCUGUACCACAGAAACCAAAGGAUCCAGCGUCCAGCAUGGUGGCGCCUGGCGAUAGCUUUGUACACAUUUCUGUUCGAAAGAGAGGGUGUCAUUAGACGACGGCAAGCUGACCUGAGGUGAGAAAGCUGGGUCCCCCUCAGCUUCCACUCCCACCCUGCCUUGAAGAAGGCCCGAGCUUUAGCUGGCACUGUAAAGUUGAACACGGGUUUUCGGGGGGAAAAUAACGAGAAAAAAAACAAAGGUCGCCGCGGGCCGGAGACUGCAUUUUUUUUACGAGAUUUUUUUUCCAAAUGGAAGCCAUGCUGUUCAUGAGAUUUGUCUACAAGAACAUGUCCCUAUUUUCAUAAGUGUAAAAUAGUAUUUUGUACAGUAUGAUAUUAUGGUGUUCUUGCUUAUUUGAUUUUUUUCCUUCUUUUUUUGCACUUGCGUACAUGUACAUCUUGAACGACCUCUAUUUGUCCUGGGAAUGCCUUAUUUGCUCCUGCCACAGUGGAAGGACUAUUGAAACAAUUGAGGGAAAAUGGGACAAGGGUUCAGGCAUAGGGCUGGGGUACAAACAGGCAGGUAUGUUAAUCUCAAAACUGUUUUUCAGGGGUUAUGUUCUGAAGUUUCCCAGGUAACCGAUCAACUUGACAACAAAUUUCCAAAGAGGCAGUUUCUCAGAACAAAACUUUUUUUGCACCUCAAGUCGUACUAUUCCUUAUUGUUUCUUGUUUGUUUAUUUUUUUUACUGUUUCCUAAUUGUUGAAUAUGAUUUGUUCUUCCAGUAUGUUUCAAUGAGUCAACUUUUAUUGUAUUCUUAACAUGUUUUAAGUGUAUUUUGUACAAAGGAGAAAAAAAACACAAAAAAACAAAUGAUAAAAUGCUGUCAGCCAUCGUUAAAGAUGCAUUGCCUUCAAUGGCUUUCUUAGGCAACGUACUGCAGUCUUUGAUUUGGUGUCAUGCCAUUGAGGGUCUAAUGAAGUAAGAUGAACGUGUACUGAAAGACCAUUUGGAGAAGGGUCUGCCCUGUAAACUGGGAUGAUGCAUUCACUGUCCAUUUCAGGUACAUAGUUUUGCAUACCAUUACAGGUCAGUGUGAAGGCAGUGUAUACUAGUGGGUCUCCAUCACUGAAAAAGCUCUUGAAAGACCAUAAAUGCAAGUAUACGUGUAAUCUGUUGACUCAUUCUUUGUAUCUGGAUGCUACAUCGUUUUAUUUGCAAUUUUUUCAUCAGCCUGCAUAAUUUAUUAGACCUGGUGAGUAGUUAUGACUAGCCAACCCUUAAUAAGUCGCCCUAUAUCUAUGGUAUUUGCACUAGUGCUAGUCAGUUGUGGACAGGCAAUGGAUAGUGCAGAGCUCAAGACUGCCCCUGUUGGACUGAUACUGUAGCCAGUCAAAGGCAACAUGUAAAACCGUGGUGGGAUGCAUUGCAUUUAAAAUCACAUUAUUAAUGUGAUGCCCAUGUUUGCAGAGGAGAAGUUCUAUUGUAUUUUUUUUACAAGGCAGGCUGUUCAAUAUUCAAUGAAGGUUGUUGAACGUCCAAUAUCUCACAUUGAAAUUAAUCUCUUUAUAGAUACAUGUUUGGCCUUUUUCACUUUGUAGUUAUCUGAACUGGUAGCUGUUUUCACCUUGGGCACUGACUGAAUAAAAUUUGUUAUUGGAACUAAAAAUACACCUUCAUUUUGAUAAGAAAGUGUGCUUGUCGACUUGUUGGCUCGCACAACUUAACGUGAUAAAUUGGAAUUUUUAGAUCUGUGAUAAAGUGUACUUUCCUAACACGCCCACUGCCAACGGACCACUAGGUUUCUAAGGAGCACAAAUUAAAUAAUCUGAAAAGAAACCUGUGCAACAACUGCAAAUUUCAUCUCUUAAAUAAUGGUCUGGGCUUUUGGAACUGAGGUGACUAUGAAAUGGAGUUUUGAUAGAAAUUACCACUGAAUUCCCACACAAGGUUUUGUACAGUACCAGAGGAAAGAGUCCGAAACUAUGAUUUGUUUUAAAGAUGUUUUGAAAGAAAAAUGUUAAUCAUUGUUAAAAUUGAAAAUAUGAAUAUGUUUGAAGACACUGAUGCGUUUUUAUUGUUGCGUAUUGUUUGUUUCAUUUUUGUAUUUUUCGUUCCUUUUGACAUUCUGGUGUCAGGAAGCAGUGUACAUAUGAAAGCACCCUGGUAACACUGGCAUUACAACCAUAAAUGCAGUUUGGAGGUAAUACCGUCUCAAAAAAACGUUUCGAUAGGUUGGUUUUAAUAGAAUCAGAAAUUCUGUUCAUUGAUAUCAAGGAAAAGUAAUCUCUUCAGCCUCACAAUACCCAACAGGAAGGAAUAGCGUGCCAAAUGGAAAGUUAAGUUAGAGAAAUCCCUACUUAAGGUUUAUUUAUGCCUGAUUCUAAUCUCCCCUUUUCCCUAUUAGUCAGCAUUUUGACAUAAUUCAACAGUUGCAAAGUCCCCAAACAUCCAAGCGACAGUUGCACGCAUAUUUAAUCUUGAUCUAGCUGCGUUUAGUCUUAUCUAACACCCAUUUAGUGAGUUGGAGUCGGAUGUACUGUAGCCAGGGAAAGAAAGGCGGUUCUCUACCUCUUUAUCUUUCUUUUUAAGCUUCAGCUAGGUUACAUUUUAUCACCAGAAAAACCAUGCAAAUUCCCAUAUACAAAAGCAAAGAUAGUCUGCUUGAUAUAAAGAUAUCAUACUGCAUGGAGGACUGGUGCUUCCAUGUACCCCCAGUAAAAUCUUUGGCUGUGCCUUCCCAUGGAGACUUUGCCUCCUGGUUUCUGAUGGAUCCAACACAACUGCAUGAGCUAAGAGAUCCAAAUUAAAGAUCCAUUUCGUCUCAAUUCAAGACAUUGACAAAGAAAUUCCACUGAAGCCGGGGCUACUUCUAAAGCAUGUGAUACAGCAUAAGAUGCACCGAAAGUUUGUUUCCUGCAAAUCUUGAACGCUGAGCCAGUUUAAGUAAUCCCCUGCCUCUCUGUGGCCUGUCCUGUCUGUCUACGUGUUCACCAGAUUCCUUCUACAUGCCUGCUGUUCCUGACUUAUCUUCUUAUAAGGAAAUUAGUUUUCAAAGCUUUGUUCAGUUGUUUUUUUUUUUUUUUUUUUGUAAUUUAUUUUAAUUUUAUUUAUUUUGUGUAUAUUUGUCCAUUGCUACUGUAUAGAUUUUUCUGUGUGCAAUUUUGUAGUUUUUGAUAUGUAUAUAUUUGUUUAAUUCUGUGCUGAGUGGUGGGGUCAGCAUUGUGUCUGGCUGGUCUCUGAGGGUCAUCUAAUUGCCUUCAACAUUAAAAUAGUAGGCCUAGUAUCCAUUCUCUUCAUUGUCAUCAAGCAUUUUGCUGCAUUUCACAUACUGAAGAAUAUUGAGAGAGGUGCUUGAUAUCAGGAGUGUGUAAAGAUUCAUUUGAUCUGAAAAACAUUCCACUAAUUUCAGUGAUGGUGUCAGAGGGGUUCCUCAGGGAAUGUGGUGAAUGUAGCACACAUUACUGAUACCUGCAGACUUUUCACUCUCAGUCCUGGCCCUGUUCACUUCCAGCACAAAACCAAUGUGUGAAAUGGUCCGGCAACUUAAUUAUGUAAGUGUGAGAGAAUCUCUUGUAUCACCCUAAUGGAAACAGCUUGAAAACACGGUUAAAGAGUCAACCAAAGGAAGGUAAUGAUGAGCACAAUCAAAAUGGUGCCCAUUAUUUUGAUGCCACUUAUGCUCAGAUUUUUUCUGCCUAAUUGUGACUCUCACUUGAAGUUGCUGAGCAUGCUCACACUCUGGGUAUAUGUUUUUUCCUUAAAGAUUUUUAAUUAAAUUUUUUUUUUUAACUAACACGAAAUCAUUCAAGUUAGAAGGCUGUUUGUAAUCAACAUGCACUGGAAAGUAAGUUGUAUUUGUAUAUGUAUGUUGUGUUUCUCUGAGUGUCAUUUCUGGUGUCAUAUUCUCUGGAUUGUUCUCUCUCAAUCUGUCGUGCUGGAUUUAUUAAGUACAACUGGAUUUUGGUACUUACUGGCUUUUUUCUGGCAUAAAACAGGAUUUUAGAUUGGUAAUACAAGGGAAACAAACCACCACUGUGCCCAGUAUCAUUUGUUUGAGGGGUUCUAUGGGUUGUGCAGAGAAGUGGCUAAGGGUUCCCUAGUUAAUCUUCUAUAAGGCGCAAGUAAACCUAGACCCCUGGAGUGGAACUUUUGUGUUGUGUAAACCGUCAGUGUCUUGAAUUUUUAAUCAAUUUUUAAUCAAUUUCUGAGAAAGGGUUCGUCCUGUUUACUGCUGUUCACUGUAUUUGAUGGAAAAAUGGCAUUUGCUUCCUUUUUUUUCUCUUAACUUUUUGAUUGAAUUUGAGUUUCUUGGAAAAGGUCUACUUUUAUAAAAGAAGAAAUUUUAGAAGAGAAAAACUUUUGACAUUGACAUUUUUUUUUCAGUUGCUUUUUUAUGAAGUCCAAUGUCUCUGAUUAAGGGCUUUUUGUAUGAAAUAAAACAUUUCGAGACAUUCCUAAUAUUUCUGCUUUUAUCAUUAAAUGUAAUGUACCCAAAUUGAAAUGGCAGCCAAUAAGCAGUGAUGUAUUUUUAUUGAAAUUUGAAAUGAAAUCAGCAAGUGAAGAACCCAAUACCUUCUGUCCCAUGUACUGUACAUUUACUUCAGAAACCCUGGAAAUUGCCUUUAAUUUACUCUGGUUUCAAAGAUGUCUUGAGGAUCACACACUCUCUGUACCCCAUUAAAUGAGACCCAGCGAAAAUGUAGCAUUUUUGUAAACAUUGACUGUGUGUCUUCGAGACUGUACUGUGCACUCAUUAGCCUUUUUUAUGUUUUAUAAAUACAGUAUGGAGGUAGGGGAGGUUCAUUUUAUAGUGCAAUAUGCUGUACAUAAGAGCUUGGCUCUACAAAUCUUUUUUUGUUGUUGUUUAAAUUGAAAAAUUGGUACAUUGUUUUUUGUUUUUUCAAUAAAAAUUUAAGAAAGUUUAAAGGUG
This is a messenger RNA of Anguilla anguilla (European eel), 5696 nucleotides long. Its product is annotated as bcl-2-modifying factor-like. The coding region runs from base 422 to 901 and encodes 159 amino acids. Lineage: Eukaryota; Metazoa; Chordata; Actinopteri; Anguilliformes; Anguillidae. Gene Ontology annotation, biological process: negative regulation of autophagy; positive regulation of apoptotic process; apoptotic process. The transcript has 5 exons. Gene Ontology annotation, cellular component: myosin complex. The record is from RefSeq and is a predicted model, not a curated record.